AUGGGAAUUUUUGAUGGAUUGCCUGUGUCUCCAGACAAGGAACACUUGAGGGAAGAGAUUGCAAAUAUAGAUGAGAGCUGGGCUGCUGCUCGUUUUGAUUCAUUACCUCAUGUUGUCCAUAUUUUGACGUCCAAAGAUCGUGAAGCUGAAGUCCAGUUUUUAAAGGAGCAAAGUGAUGUUGUUGAGGAGGUUGUGGAUGAAGUUGUGCAUAACUAUCACAGUGACUUCAACAAAGCAAUUCAAAAUUAUUCUCAGAUCUUGCGGUUGUUCAGUGAAUCUACUGAAAGUGUUGGUGUCUUAAAGGUUGAUUUGGCUGAAGCAAAGAAGCGUCUUAGUGCACGCAAUAAACAACUGCAUCAGUUAUGGUACCGGUCGGUUACAUUGCGUCACAUAAUCUCCCUCUUAGAUCAAAUUGAGGGCAUAGCUAAGGUUCCCGCUCGGAUAGAGAAGCUGAUUGAUGAAAAGCAGUAUUAUGCUGCAGUUCAAUUUCAUGUUCAAUCAAUGUUGAUGCUUGAAAGGGGGGGGCUUCAAACGGUUGGUGCCCUUCAAGAUGUUCGCUCUGAGUUGACAAAGUUGCGAGGAGUUCUGUUUUAUAAAGUGCUAGAGGAUUUGCAUGCUCAUCUUUACAACAAGGGUGAAUAUAGCUCAGCUGCUUUGAGCUUGCAUGAAAUGGAUGAUGAGGUACCAACCACCACAGCUGUUGUAUUUUCAAUGAGUAAUUCACAAUCCCUGUCUCGAAGAACCAGGUUAAAAGGUGACAAUCAAUUUGGUAUUCAUGGAGAUGGAUCAUAUAGGACAGGUUCCAUUGAUGGGGGUUCGUCUUUUGAUGGCCCUGAUGAGGAGGGCACUCUGGAACUUCAUGACGAAGCUACCUCAGAUGGGCAUAGGGUCAAUGGUGAUGUCAAAAUUGUGCCUCGUGAGAUGCCAACAUGGCUUCAGUACUCCACCCCGGACGAAUUUCUUGAAGCAAUAAAGAAAAGUGAUGCUCCACUUCAUGUCAAGUAUCUGCAGACCAUGGUUGAGUGCCUUUGCAUGCUUAGAAAAGUUGCAGCUGCUGGAGCUAUAAUAUGCCAAAGAUUGCGACCUACAAUUCAUGAGAUUAUCACAUCCAAGAUUAAAACUCAUGCAGAGCUUGUUAAUUCUUCGAGAUCUGGCAUUGGGCAGGCUGCGCGACCUGCAAGUGCUGGUCUACGUUUCAUGAAGGGACAGUUACAAAGUUAUCAGUUGCCAAAGCAGAAGCGUCAGAAUGGGAUAUCAUUGUCUGGAACUCUUUUGGCGGUAAGCCCUGUCUCACCUGUGAUGGCUCCUGCAGGGAAAGCACAGGCCGCGGCUAAAGAACUUCUUGAUUCGAUUUUAGAUGCUGUUGUUCGGAUAUUUGAGAACCAUGUUGUUGUUGGGGAGCUUUUGGAAUCAAAGUCUUCUGUUCAAACGGACAUGAGCACACCAAAAUCAAUGCCAACAGAUGUAAAUUGGAAUCCCGAUUUGGAAGCAUCUCAAGUUACUGGAGGCUACAGCAUUGGUUUUUCCUUGACAGUAUUACAGAGUGAAUGUCAACAACUUAUUUGUGAAAUCAUGCGGGCAACUCCUGAAGCUGCAUCUGCCGAUGCUGCUGUACAAACUGCUAGACUUGCAAACAAGGUCCCUUCCAAAGACAAGAGGAAUGGUGCAGAAGAGGGUCUUACCUUUGCUUUUCGCUUCACGGAUGCUACUAUUUCCAUUCCCAACCAAGGGGUUGAUCUCAUUCGUCAAGGCUGGAGUAGGAAGGGUUCAAACGUAUCACAAGAAGGUUAUGGGUCUGCAGCUAUCUUGCCUGAGCAAGGCAUAUAUCUAGCAGCAUCUAUAUACCGGCCUGUUAUUCAGUUUACAGAUAAGGUCGCAUCAAUGCUUCCCAAAAAGUAUUCCCAGCUAGCUAAUGAUGGAUUGCUGGCUUUUGUGGAGAACUUUGUGAAAGACCAUUUCUUACCAACGAUGUUUGUAGACUACAGAAAAGGCGUGCAGCAAGCUAUAUCAAGUCCAGCUGCAUUCCGGCCCAGAGCACAUGCUGCUGCUUCUUAUACUCCAUCAAUUGAGAAGGGUCGACCUGUCUUACAGGGACUGCUGGCAAUAGAUUAUUUAGCAAAAGAGGUGCUUGGUUGGGCACAAGCUAUGCCUAAAUUUGCUGGUGACCUUGUGAAGUAUGUGCAAACUUUUCUUGAGCGAACCUAUGAAAGAUGCAGGACCUCAUACAUGGAGGCAGUUCUGGAGAAGCAGAGCUAUAUGCUCAUUGGCAGACAUGAUAUCGAGCAAUUGAUGCGUCUUGAUCCAGCAAGUUCAUGUUUACCAAAUGCAUUUGGUCAGUCAAAUAUUGAAAACCAUGCUUCGGAUUCUGAAAAUCUUGAGGUUGAAUUAGAACUAAGUGAUUUGUUAUUGAAUUUGCGGCCUAUUAAGCAGGAUAAUCUAAUCCGUGAUGAUAACAAACUGAUAUUGCUGGCUUCCCUUAGUGAUUCAUUGGAGUAUGUUGCGGAGUCUAUUGAAAGGCUUGGGCAGACAACCUUCAAAGCUCCAAAUCAAGUAGAAGAGAGUGGCAAGAAUCAUCAUCAACGAACAACUAGUGCUGCAUCCAGGGAUCUAGCAUCAUUUGCAGAUGAGUAUAGAAAAUUGGCAAUUGACUGCCUCAAGGUUUUACGUGUUGAGAUGCAAUUGGAGACAAUUUUCCAUAUGCAGGAAAUGACAAAUAGGGAAUACAUGGAAGACCAGGAUGCGGAAGAACCAGAUGACUUCAUUAUUUCACUUACUGCACAGAUAACACGCAGAGAUGAGGAAAUGGCACCUUUUGUUGCGGGAGUGAAGCGGAAUUACAUAUUUGGUGGAAUUUGUAGCAUUGCAGCAAAUGCAUCCAUCAAGGCUUUGGCUGAUAUGAAAUCCAUCAACCUUUUUGGCGUUCAGCAGAUAUGUCGGAAUUCAAUUGCACUUGAACAGGCCCUGGCUGCUAUCCCAUCAAUUAACAGUGAAGGUGUACAACAGAGACUAGAUCAUGUCCGGACUUACUAUGAACUACUAAACAUGCCAUUUGAGGCCUUGCUAGCCUUCAUCACAGAGCAUGAGCACUUGUUUACAACCUCAGAGUACGCAAAUCUUCUAAAGGUCCAGGUGCCAGGAAGGGAUAUUCCUGCCGACGCUCAAGAUCGUGUAUCAGAGAUUUUAUCCCGUUAG
Prunus armeniaca (apricot) is the source of this 3192-nucleotide messenger RNA. NCBI's taxonomy places the organism in Eukaryota, Viridiplantae, Streptophyta, Magnoliopsida, Rosales, Rosaceae. The record is from the annotation of a GenBank genome assembly.